Molecule: messenger RNA, 814 nt
Organism: Bradysia coprophila
Lineage: Eukaryota; Metazoa; Arthropoda; Insecta; Diptera; Sciaridae
Product: chymotrypsin-2-like
Source: RefSeq, a predicted model, not a curated record
CCAAACGUGAACUAGUAUUGAUACUUGUCGUAAUCGUAGUUAUUGAGUUAGCAGAAUCUAAUCUAUUGCCUGCAGUUUCCGAUUCUCAAUAUGCAGAGCGUGGUGAUUUCACUUACUUAGCUGCGCUAAUGUCAUUUACUAGUAAUUAUGGUUGCACUGGAGCGCUACUCAAUGACCGUUGGGUGAUAAGUACAGUAACAUGUACGAACUACUAUCUAGUAGAAAAUACGCUGAUACUGGUUGGAGCUGUAUCGCAAAGAGAAGGCGAUGUUUACAUAUGUGAAGCAAUAAAAAAUCACGAAAAUUUUGAUUCAGCAACACUCGAAAAUGAUAUUGCACUACUGCGUUCCAACCGACCCAUUUUGUUUACACAGUACGUUCAACCGAUCCCUUAUUUUAGAGGACCGUUGGAACCAUGCAAGACAACACUUGUUGGAUAUAAGGAAGUUCAUAACGGAAUGUUCUCAUCUGGGAACUAUUGGACCUUUUAUAUGGAAGUAAGUACUAUAUCGAAGAGAGAAUGUCAAGCUCUGUUGUCUGACCUUGGCAGACCAGAGCUCUACGAUGCAAAAUCCAUCUGUGUUCUGGCAAAAAUUGACGAUUCCGAUAGCUACUAUCUGAACGAUAUUUGCAUGAAUAGAGGCGGCGAACCGUUGGUACCAUCUGGUAGCAGAGUGUUGUUGGGUCUAUCAUCUCGGAAAAUGUACGAUUGUACCAGUAACUCGCCAUUCGCUUUUACUGAAGUUUCACAGUUCAGUGAUUGGAUAGAGUCAAAUACUAACGUAACUGGCGUUGAUGUCUUAUAAUGAAAUUG